Equus caballus (horse) is the source of this 1326-nucleotide messenger RNA. RefSeq names its product aurora kinase B (gene AURKB). The record is from RefSeq and is a predicted model, not a curated record. Gene Ontology annotation, molecular function: protein kinase activity; ATP binding. NCBI's taxonomy places the organism in Eukaryota, Metazoa, Chordata, Mammalia, Perissodactyla, Equidae. Gene Ontology annotation, biological process: mitotic spindle organization; protein phosphorylation; regulation of cytokinesis. Gene Ontology annotation, cellular component: spindle pole centrosome; spindle midzone; kinetochore.
GCAUGUGCGGCCCGCUCAGCCAAUGGGACCAGGGCGGGAGAUUUGAAAGGAACUCGGCUGGGGCGCGGCUGGGCAGGGCCAUUCGUUUUCCAGCGGCCAGCAGGGUGGCUGCGCCACCGGCUCCAGCUUUCCUCCCCCUUUCCCUCUAAGGAUGACCCAGAAGGAGAACGCCUACCCCUGGCCCUACGGUCGGCAGACGGCUCAAUCUGGCCUGAACACCCUGCCCCAGAGAGUCCUCCGGAAGGAGCCUGCCACCCCAUCUGCACUUGUCCUCAUGAGCCGCUCCAAUGCUCAGCCCACAGUUGCCCUUGGCCAGAAGGUGAUGGAGAACAGCAGUGGGACACCCAACUUGUUAAUGCGUUCCUUCACAAUUGAUGACUUUGAGAUUGGGCGUCCUCUGGGCAAAGGCAAGUUUGGAAACGUGUACUUGGCUCGGGAGAAGAAGAGCCAUUUCAUCGUGGCCCUCAAGGUCCUCUUCAAGUCUCAGAUAGAGAAGGAGGGCGUGGAGCACCAGCUGCGCAGGGAGAUCGAAAUCCAGGCCCAUCUGCAGCAUCCCAACAUCUUGCGUCUCUACAACUAUUUCUAUGACCGGCGAAGGAUCUACUUGAUUCUGGAGUAUGCCCCCCGGGGGGAGCUCUACAAGGAGCUGCAGAAGAGCCGCACUUUUGAUGAGCAGCGAACAGCCACGAUCAUGGAGGAGCUGGCAGAUGCCCUGAUGUACUGCCACGGGAAGAAGGUGAUUCACAGAGACAUAAAGCCAGAGAAUCUGCUCUUGGGGCUCCAGGGAGAGCUGAAGAUUGCCGACUUUGGCUGGUCGGUGCACGCGCCCUCCCUGAGGAGGAAGACGAUGUGUGGCACCCUGGACUACCUGCCCCCUGAGAUGAUUGAGGGCCGCACGCACAAUGAGAAGGUGGAUCUGUGGUGCAUUGGAGUACUCUGCUAUGAGCUGCUGGUGGGAAACCCGCCCUUUGAGAGUGCUUCACACAACGAGACAUAUCGGCGCAUCGUCAAGGUAGACCUGAAGUUCCCCCCUUCUGUGCCCGCGGGAGCCCAGGACCUCAUCUCCAAGCUGCUCAGGCAUAACCCCUCAGAACGGCUGCCCCUGGCCCAGGUCUCAGCCCACCCUUGGGUCCGGGCCCAUUCUCGGAGGGUGCUGCCUCCCUCUGCCCUUCAGUCUGUCCCCUGAAUUGUCCCUGUCAUUUAUUCGGUUGUGUCUGUGUUUGUGUGUCUGUAUAUGUGUAGUUGGAAGGAGGGGUCUCUGGCCUGUUCCCUUAUCUGUCUUCUACCUCCUUUUUAUUUAAUAAAAGCUGAAGCCUUUUAUACUGA